AUGUCUACCAUCACUGCUGAUUUUACCACACUGUCAAACAUCCCAAAGCUACAUGUAUCGGGUAUGAACUGGCUUAUCUUUCACCACCGCUUUGAGAUUGCUGUCAAAUCCAAGGGCAUCUGGGGCCAUUUUGACGGUUCCGAUCCUACUCCUCCUGGCCCUCAACAAGGCGAUGAUGCUGCUACUGCAGUGGCAGCUAGAGCUGAAGUUGUUGAGUGGCAGAAAAAGGAGAAGAAAGCAUGUCACUACCUUGUUCAAAAGCUGGAGGACUCCACACUCACUGAGCUCCUUCGCUGUCCCACUGUCGAAUGGAUGUGGAAUGUCCUGACUGAAAAGUUUACU
Molecule: messenger RNA, 342 nt
Organism: Desarmillaria tabescens
Lineage: Eukaryota; Fungi; Basidiomycota; Agaricomycetes; Agaricales; Physalacriaceae
Exons: 1
Source: RefSeq, a predicted model, not a curated record